AUGGCCUCACUCACCCAUUCGGCCGUUUCGGCAAAUGCCACCCAUCUUCCCUCGGCUUUCAGCAUCUACAACAAUGAUUUCCUCAACAUCAUAGGCUCAGCCCCUAAGUUGGAGGUCAUUCUCGAGAACAAUGACUACCCCUUUGCCCACGAAGCUAGCGUUUACAUCCCGACCUCGGAGUCGCUCUUCGUGUCGAGUAAUCUGUACACGGAUCCGGUCACGAAAGAGAAAACGAUCAAGGUCACCAAGGUGAGCGUCAACGCCCCACCCGUGACAUCGGAGAUCAUCAAUUCUACCAUCCCGAUGCCGAACGGCGGAGUGAACCAUGACGGCGGUAUCCUCUGGGCUGCCCAGGGCACGAUGAACGAGACUGGAGGUCUGUUUCAGAUGUCAGCUGAAGCCCCCUAUAAAUCGGAGCUAGUCACCGGCAAUUUCUACGGCCGUCAGUUCAACUCGAUCAACGAUGUUGUCGUGGCCAACGACGGGUCGUUCUGGUUCACCGACCCCAUCUACGCCUACAAGCAGGGAAUUCGACCGAAGCCCCAGCUACCGAACCAGGUGUAUAGAUACGAUCCAUCUACAAAAGACGUGCGCGUCAUUGCAGAUGGAUUCGGUCGCCCUAAUGGAAUUUCUUUCUCUCCCGACGAGAAGACCGUAUACAUCUCCGACACUGCUGAGACAAAUGGCGACGGAUCGAAGGAUCUGACGCAACCAGCUACCAUUUAUGCCUUUGAUGUGACGACGGUCCAUGGUCAGCCUUUCUUGACGAACCGUCGUGUCUUUGCCAUGCCCGGAGAUGGCAUUCCUGAUGGAAUCAAGGUUGAUCAGGAUGGUAAUGUGUAUGCUGGCUGCGGCGACGGAGUCAAUGUUUGGUCUGUUGGUGGUGUGCUUCUGGGCAAAAUCCUUGUCAAAGAUGGGACAUCUAACUUCUCGUUUGGUCGCAACGGCCAGAUGUUUAUUCUCAAUGAGAACAAGAUUUAUCGCGCCCAACUGAACCGCAAGGUGCACGGCACUCUCUUCUGA
Penicillium waksmanii is the source of this 1023-nucleotide messenger RNA. RefSeq names its product SMP-30/gluconolactonase/LRE family protein. The coding region runs from base 1 to 1023 and encodes 340 amino acids. The record is from RefSeq and is a predicted model, not a curated record. NCBI's taxonomy places the organism in Eukaryota, Fungi, Ascomycota, Eurotiomycetes, Eurotiales, Aspergillaceae. The transcript has 2 exons.